GCCUACUGCUACCCUAGAACGGCAAGCAGCUUUGCGAGCUGCUGGCACGAAUGUGCUUCGUAAGUCGCAUAUUAUAUGCUAUUUUCCUUAGAUGAAAGCCGAGUCCCUGGGGGCUGUCUUAUGAGCUCAUCACGUUUUUAUCCUUUGUGUCCUAGGAGCGAAGACGGCCCCGGGGCGCUCAAAUGCUCUUCAAUAUCUGUCGAUGUGCUGUACUAAUCUGCAGGGCAGGAAAUAUGCCUCGAGAAUUUGAAUCAUUACAAAGUGCAAGAAUAUAUCUGGAGUUGAUAACGAGACGACUUGGGGAUCUCUGGCAUAUAUGCAUGGGCCUCUUUUACCCUCCCGAUCAGAAGCCCGUAGAAAGAGAGGCUAAUGACGCCAAUUUCAACGAAGUUUUCAUGAGAAAAGAGACGGCAAUAGCCGAGCUACGGCUAUGGUAUUCCUCUUUCGAACCUAUGAUGAAGAGGGGUCAUAUCUCAGAGACUGUCGGCUCGCUGAUGUUAAAGAUGCAUUUCAAGGUUGUGGUCAUGACGCUGAAAACUGCUUUGCACACCAAAUUCGAAGACACACCCGAGAUGUGGGAUAUCGUCGAUCUGUCAAGGAAGAUUCUCACCCGUGUGCAGAGUGGCUCCACCCCAAAAUUUGCGCUAGAUGUGGGCAUCGUCAUUCCUCUUUACCUUGUUGGAGUGAAGUGCUCGGCCACUUCCCUUCGACGAGAGGUUAUAGAAUUGAUGCUUGCCGACCCCAGGAGAGAGGGGCUUUGGACAGCGUUGUGGCAGGGAGCGUAGUCCAAUGGAUUCUAGACGUAGAAGCGGUAUAUGAAAACCGAGCGAGAGGGUUGAUCCCGAGCUGGGCUAGAGUGAACUCCAUGGGGAUGGUCGUCGAUAUAUGGGACAGAUCGAUGAAAAUGUGGGGUUACCAGCAAACAUCCGAAGAGGAUCGUACUAUGAAGAGACUGGAAACGA
Messenger RNA from Hyaloscypha bicolor E, 962 nucleotides. RefSeq lists its product as uncharacterized. The transcript has a single exon. Lineage: Eukaryota; Fungi; Ascomycota; Leotiomycetes; Helotiales; Hyaloscyphaceae. Bases 183 to 785 code for a protein of 200 amino acids. The record is from RefSeq and is a predicted model, not a curated record.